Messenger RNA from Manis javanica (Malayan pangolin), 3124 nucleotides. It is a transcript of the gene NR2E1, whose product is annotated as nuclear receptor subfamily 2 group E member 1. Gene Ontology annotation, molecular function: sequence-specific DNA binding; zinc ion binding; DNA-binding transcription factor activity. The record is from RefSeq and is a predicted model, not a curated record. Gene Ontology annotation, biological process: regulation of DNA-templated transcription. NCBI's taxonomy places the organism in Eukaryota, Metazoa, Chordata, Mammalia, Pholidota, Manidae.
CCUCCCCGCGGCUGCCUGUCAGAGCGCUUCUGGAGAUAUUACAGGGGACCCAGCCCGCAGCGACAGGCACAAAGUCACGGGGUAAUGAACUUCGGGGAACCCUUGCCGCUGCGUGCGCGGCUCUCCCCGGAACCCCGGACCUGACCACCUGGUCCCUCGGAAGACUUCCCAGCAAUCUAGUUUUCCCACUCUGCGCUUGGGUUUGGCAGCGCGGAGCCCGUCUGCCUGGGACUGCGGUCGUGUUUUCCUUCUUUCCUUAAAAAACGCGGCGGUCUGUAGAGAUCUGUCCACAUCCUGCAUGCCUAGAGGGAGAGAUUGAAGACUGAGAGACAGGCAUGGGGGAAUUGAGGGGUUUUGCCCUUUUUGCUCCAUAAGGACACCAUUUUCGUGUCUCCAUCUCUGUCCUACAACAUUCCUCUUUUGCCCUCCUCCUUUCUUCGAUCUGCCUGUCCGUCUCUCCGUUUGUCUGUCCAUGCGUGUGUCCAUAUCAAGCAACAUUCCCAGCAGCUGCGGUUUUGCAAGAGCCGGGAAGAAACUUAAGGAUGCAUAAAUUUCCAUCGUGGAACGAAUUCUGAGCGACCCGGGAGCAGCGCAGCCCACAACCGACACCCACCUGUCCGGCCCGGGAGCCUCGCAGGCUGGAGGGCGGCUGGAGAACGGCGGCGUCCGGCGGCGAGGCGGGCGCUGUCGGCCGGGACUCGGGCAGCGCCCACCAACCGCUUCGCCCUGGGACCGCCAGCAUGAGCAAGCCCGCCGGAUCAACAAGCCGUAUUUUAGAUAUCCCCUGUAAAGUGUGUGGCGACCGCAGCUCCGGGAAACACUACGGGGUCUACGCCUGCGACGGCUGCUCUGGGUUUUUCAAACGGAGCAUCCGAAGGAAUAGGACGUAUGUCUGCAAAUCCGGAAACCAGGGAGGCUGCCCGGUGGACAAGACGCACAGAAACCAGUGCAGGGCGUGUCGGCUGAAGAAGUGUUUGGAAGUCAACAUGAACAAAGAUGCUGUGCAGCACGAGCGCGGGCCGCGGACGUCCACCAUCCGCAAGCAGGUGGCCCUCUACUUCCGCGGCCACAAGGAGGAGAACGGGGCGGCCGCGCACUUCCCCUCGGCCGCGCUGCCCGCGCCCGCCUUCUUCACGGCGGUCACGCAGCUGGAGCCCCACGGCCUGGAGCUGGCCGCCGUGUCCGCCACCCCCGAGCGGCAGACGCUCGUGAGCCUGGCCCAGCCCACGCCCAAGUACCCCCAUGAAGUGAAUGGGACCCCAAUGUAUCUCUAUGAAGUGGCCACAGAGUCAGUGUGUGAAUCAGCUGCCAGGCUUCUGUUCAUGAGCAUCAAGUGGGCCAAGAGUGUCCCAGCUUUCUCCACACUAUCUUUGCAAGACCAGCUGAUGCUUUUGGAAGACGCUUGGAGAGAACUGUUUGUUCUAGGAAUAGCACAAUGGGCCAUUCCGGUUGAUGCUAACACUCUACUGGCUGUAUCUGGCAUGAAUGGUGACAACACAGAUUCCCAGAAGCUGAACAAGAUCAUAUCCGAAAUACAAGCUUUACAAGAGGUGGUGGCUCGGUUCAGACAGCUCCGGUUGGACGCCACGGAAUUUGCCUGUCUGAAGUGUAUUGUCACGUUCAAAGCUGUGCCCACACACAGUGGCUCUGAACUGCGGAGCUUCCGGAACGCUGCCGCCAUCGCAGCCCUCCAGGAUGAGGCCCAGCUGACUCUCAACAGCUACAUCCAUACCAGAUACCCCACUCAGCCCUGUCGUUUUGGAAAACUCCUGUUGCUUCUGCCAGCUUUACGUUCUAUCGGUCCAUCAACCAUAGAAGAAGUGUUCUUCAAAAAGACCAUCGGCAACGUGCCAAUCACAAGACUGCUUUCAGACAUGUACAAAUCCAGUGACAUCUAAGCUCUCGGAGUCCCCGCUUCUCAGGAUGGGACAGUUUCUGAUGAACUUCUAGCCACAGAGAACAAGCCUCAACUAAUGAACCCUUCAGGAAGCAUACACCUGGGUAUGUGUAGCCUUCGGAAAAAAAUGUCCGUUGACAUAAAGCAGUUGCAGUCACUUUGACCUGCUGCUUCUCUCCGGGGAGGGCAGCACGCAAGGCCGGCCUGGGCAGAGAGAAUCACUGCCGCCAGGCCCUGGGAGGAGGGCCUGGUCGGGGGGCCGGUCCGCCCCUCACCUGGAAGAUUGGACUGAACUAUCACAAGCUGAAACAUAAGCAGGACCUUCUUUUCUUUCUUAGCACAUAAAGUUGGGUAACCAAAUAGAGCUCUGUGUAUAACAUCGUUCAGCAGCCCUCAGGACUACCUUGUGUUGGAGAAUUUAUUUUAAAAAUAACGGUUAGGACUUAAAUCGAAAGUUUUAUCAAAAGUUUCCCUCUAUUGUAAUGCAUCAUGAAGUGGCCUUCAGAACUGAGUUAAUAAGUGAAAGGUGGCUUAUGCCAUGACAUUGGCUUUUUCUCUACUUUCUUUCCUUUUUCUACCUUUUGCCUUGCCCCUCUUUUUUUUCUUCAUUUUUUAAAUACCAUAGGCCAGGCAACCUUGUCAAAGGAUUUGGUGGACGAAAAUGAGAUUCUCACCGGGACGUCAGGUUGGAUAACAUCUUAAAAAGAGAAGAGCUUUACUGAGCCGACACAGUGGAGGGAGGAUGAACAAAAACAGCAAAACCAAAUAAAGUGCAGAUGAGUGGCUGAGUGAGGCAGACGGCUGUCCUGUUAGCGUAGUGCGAAACUGAAGGCAAGGGGGGUCCAAACUCGUGCUUCAAGUCACCCCAGGGAGUCAGGGAACAGGUGCAGGACUCCAGGAGGAACCCCCAGGAGACGAAUGCUCAGAGGUUUCUUGACUGAUCCAUUGCCAACAGCCUGAGACCCUUCCAUGCCUUUCGGAAAACCGGUUUCUGGUAAAGCCUGCAAUGCGUGCACGUGCACGUCGUCCUACACCCUAAGCUGCUCCUUUGGUAUGAAUCUAUAUUUACGGGAAUGUAGAGACAAACGUUUUAAAAUAGCUGCUGUACUCUUCCCAUGUUGAUCUAUUAGGUACUAGCACUGAGGAAAAAUAUUCAGCACGCGGACUACCAUAGGGUGAGUAAAACUUUACUUGUACAAAGUGAAUUAACUGAUUUGUGAAGUUAAA